Molecule: messenger RNA, 1382 nt
Organism: Cyprinodon tularosa
Lineage: Eukaryota; Metazoa; Chordata; Actinopteri; Cyprinodontiformes; Cyprinodontidae
Product: PEST proteolytic signal-containing nuclear protein-like
Exons: 5
Coding region: 107-622 (171 amino acids)
Biological process (GO): protein ubiquitination; proteasome-mediated ubiquitin-dependent protein catabolic process
Cellular component (GO): nucleus
Source: RefSeq, a predicted model, not a curated record
UCUUCUUCUUCUUGAGCUCAACAGUCCGUUGACCGAUGAGCAAACAGCGCCUAAAAACACACUAGCGGAACAAACCGACCGAGUUCGAGUUUCACCCGAGAAAGAUAUGAUGGCGGAUAACAAACCUAACAGGAAAAGUAGCUCCGACGACGGAGCAGGGCCACAGGAGGAGGAGGACAGAGUGAAAACUAAGCCUGUCUCUUGUAGCACUGGGGGAGGAGAUGGGACUGCUGUCAAACGCACAUCUCAGCAUCUUACCCCUGAAGAUAAGGAGCAGUUCUCAGAAGACCAACCAGCCCCUUGCAAAACCGCCAAAAUUGGCUUCAGCAUGGGCAGUAAGGUGGCAAAUAAAUCAAACCCAAUUUCUAUCAAACUAGGAGCAACGAAACCAAAGGAGAUUGUUCCAACUCUUCCUCCCAAAAAAUUAGUAUCUGUUUUUAAUGAAGAUGAUGAUAGUGAACCAGAAGAAAUGCCUCCAGAAGCAAAGAUGAGGAUGAAGAAUAUUGGGAGGGAGACGCCAACGUCUGCAGGACCUAACUCCUUCAACAAGGGCAAGCAGGGCUUCUCUGAUAAUCAGAAACUGUGGGAGAGGAAGAUGAAGGCCCAGUCUGACAAGCCAUAAAAUCAUUACAGCAAAGCGUUGUCACUAAUAGGGAAUUUUAUACUUGUUAACAUUAUGAGUUAUCUUGGAAGGCUGUCAUUUUUGUUGCUGUAGCCUUACCUUUUACAACUUUUCAACUCUCCUGAGAUGCGAUGAAGACUACUUUCAACCCUUUUCAAUACCUCCAACUACAACUGGUCGAUUCUAACGUGGUGGAAAAAUUUUCAGGCACCUUUUAUUCCAGAGAUUUGGGUAGGUACUAAGGGAGGAAGGAAGUUAGCCAGAAAAUACUUGUAAACUUUUCCAUCGUCUUGCAUUUUGUUGGAGAAUUGGAUAAUUGAAACAAUUACUACCCUCAUGUUGUUAUUAUGAUGUUUCUCGUUCCCUUCAUGAGCUUGGUUCGGUUUAGUCCUAACGAGCUUAUUGCUUGUUUGAUGUUGGUGUAAAAAUGUACAUAGCAACAAUAUUUUAUGUUUUAAUCCAGAAAGCAUACUGUGAGUUAAAAUAUUUUAUGUAGGUGUUUUUUUGUUUUUUGUUUCCAAUUUCUUUCGUUUUCAGUUUCUCCCGUUAUUGUAAAAGCCCCCGCUUUCACCACCUCUGUCCUCUAUGUGCGCAUUUUAAGUUACAGUCACCUCUCCUAUGAUUAAAAAUGUCUAAAACAAAGGUUGUACUUCUUGUAGAAUUAUUUAAUUUUGCAAACAGUUUUCCUUUUCACAUUUAAAGUCAAAUUUAUGUCUGCUAAAUUCCAUAACUCAUGAAAAAGUCUGCCUGAAUUGCUCUA